AUGAACGCUCCUUCGCGAUACGAUCAAUUCGUCUUGGCCGAUGGCGAGCCGAGGUGGGUUGAUAGCGGUGUUAUCAUGCGAUGCGUUGUUCGCCGCACUGAUGAGAACGUCCACUUGAUGCAGGCUCGUCGUCGAUGAAGACACCAAGAUUCCCAACGCGGCGACGGUGACCAUCAACAAGCAGGACCACACCUUGGCCAACAUGCUCCGAGCGUCAGUCCAAUGUAUUCAAGCCUACACCACCUCUCAGACGAUCCUGACGCUCACUGCUUCCUCUCUGAUCCCCCACAGACAACUGUUGUCGUUUUCCUACGUGACCUUUGCCGGCUACCGAGUGCCGCACCCGCUCGAGCCCAAGGUCGUGCUCAAGAUCCAAACCGACGGGUCGGCCUCGCCGCUCGAAGCGAUCGGGGACGCCGUGCAAGCCAUCAUCGUCAUCCUCGCCAAGAUGAAGGAGCAGUUUGGUCAAGAGCUGAUCAAGGCGCGUGCGUUGGGCACGAAUGACGAGGGGGACUUCUAUGGCGGUGGGAUGGAAGGUGUCGAGGCCCAGGCUGGGUUCCUCUGA
Microbotryum saponariae is the source of this 565-nucleotide messenger RNA. The record is from the annotation of a GenBank genome assembly. NCBI's taxonomy places the organism in Eukaryota, Fungi, Basidiomycota, Microbotryomycetes, Microbotryales, Microbotryaceae.